CCUGGUACCGGACCGGAAGUUCGGUCGAACUGAGGGAAAAUGGCCACCGGGAAAGAGGUCGAUUGGUGAUUCUAAUAAUAUUUUUUUAAAAGACACACAGAAACAAGAGGUCGGGCGUUGAGAUACCUCCAUAAGUGGCUGGCGAUGGCACGGGAAGCGAGUUCGAAGUUUGUUGGAGAGUCAUGACUUUAUGCCUGUAUUCAUGAUUUCAGUUCUGAUACCUGAGGCCUGAUUCCUUUCAUAAUGUAUCACGCUUUGGAGUAUGCGUUGGACCGCGCAGAGUACAUAAUUGGAUGUGCCAGGCAACGACCUCCAAAAAGAAGGCAUUCAUCUAGUGGAAGGAAAUCUGUACAUCAGAAACUGUAUGACUUGUACAUGGAAGAAUGUGAAAAAGAACCAGAGCUGAAGAAAUUAAGGCGAAAUGUUAACCUGCUGGAGAAACUGGUUAUGCAAGAAAGAGUGUCAUGUCUUGUGAUAAAUCUGUAUCCUGGAAAUGAAGGUUACUCGCUGAUGCUUCGAGGGAAAAAUGGAUCAGAUUCGGAAACAAUCCGGUUGCCUUAUGAGGAGGGAGAGUUGCUGGAAUACUUGGAUGCAGAGGAGCUACCACCGAUUCUUGUAGAUCUUUUGGAAAAAUCUCAGGUGAAUAUUUUUCACUGUGGAUGUGUUGUAGCUGAAGUACGAGAUUAUCGGCAGUCUGGUCAUGUGAAAGCACCUACAUACCAAAGCAGGCAUAUAUUACUUCGGCCUACAAUGCAGACCUUGAUUUGUGACGUACAUGCAAUAACAAGUGACAACCACAAAUGGACACAGGAUGACAAACUUGUCCUUGAAAGCCAGCUGGUGCUCCAUACAGCCGAGCCCCUUUGCCUAGACCCUUCCUUCACGGUAACAUGCACAACCAACAGGCUUGUCUAUAACAAACAAAAGAUGAACACAAGACCAAUGAAAAGGUGUAUGAAGCGGUACUCCAGGCCAGCAUUGAAUAGACAGCAGGAGAUAGCCCAAUUCACGCCGCCACCUCAUCUUAAAUUGUUUGAUUAUCUACAAAAGAGAAAGGAAAGAAAGCCAGUACCACCCAUUGACCUUAAAAUUUCAAGAGCUGGAAGUUGUGUUGAUAUGUGGAAGCAAAAUCCAUGCCAGCUCGCUGUGCCAUCUGAAAUUGAUGUGGAAAAGUAUGCAAAGGUGGAAAAAGCUAGCAAACCUGAUGACUCGCAAACAGCUGCCUGGCCAAUCCAUGAAGCAAAUGAUGAAUACGUUUUUGAGUGGGAAGGAACAGAUCGAGUUCAUGCCUCCAAAUUAACAAUUUACCAGUCAUCAGAUGACCCUCUCUUUUAUGGUAAGAUACAAAUGACGAAGGACCCCAAACCAGAGGAAGAAAACGAACACUUGGUUACUCACAUCCCGUUCCCAAUAGGUACGAAAGCAGAAGCUGACAGGUUUGUAAAGCAGUAUUUUGAGGUUUUGCAGCAGGACACCAAGUGCCCAGUGAAGUUUUCCCACAAUUCAGCUGGCGCAGUGAGCCAGAGUCACUUGUCUCCAGGAAAAGAAAUUGAGCAAUCUGAAGAAAUUUCUGGAUCUGUCCAGUCUUCUAUACUGGGGAAGGGUGUGAAGCACCGACCUCCAUCCAUUAAACUCCCUAGUAGCUCAAGUAGCAGCUCUUCAGGAAAUGUCUUUAGCCCAUUGCAACCAAGUGGCCAUCUGAAAUCCACAACACCCCCUCCUACCACCACCAAAAGUGCUAGUUUGUCUAGAAAACAUUCUACGGAUUUUAAUCAAGUGAACAUCCUCUCACCACCUGCCAUGUCUCCAGUGGGUUCGUCACAAAGAUCUGGGACACCCAAGCCAUCUACCCCCACACCAACCAACACCCCUUCAUCAACUCCACACCCUUGUGAUGUCCAAACCCCAGCAUCUACAGCCACUCCCACAGCUACUCCUUCUACACAAGAAUCAGGCCUCAAUCCGCAGACCCUUUUAACCCCUUUUGCCCAACAGCAGAUGGCUCUCAGUCAAGCUCUGCCAGUAAUGACCAUACCUCUUUCCAGUAUGGUAACUUCCAUUACAACAGGGAGUUCAUCCACCCAGGUGAUGACAAACCCAGCGGGUCUCAACUUCAUCAAUGUAGUGGGCUCUGUUUGUGGAGCACAGACAUUGAUGAGUGGUUCAAAUCCCAUGCUGGGGAAUAAUACUGGUGCCAUAACUCCUACAGGCAUAAAUCUAAGCAGCAUUAUACCACCAGCAGGACUGGUGCCAAGCUCCCUGCCAGCUGCCAUGCAAUCUGCAGCUCAAGCAGGUGGUUCAUUUGUUGGUUUAAAAAAUACUCCUGGUUUCCGACCUCUGAAUUUGCUUCAGCUGUCAAGUUGCCCGCCAGUGAUCUUCAAUCCACUACAGCAGCAACAGCUCCCCCAGUUUUCUCAGCAACAGUCAUCCCAGCAGUCUGCAACCUCCAGCCCUCAACAGCAGGGAGAACAGAAUUCUGACCAGGUUCCAGCUAGCCAGGAGCAGGCUUUGGCAGCUCAGCAGACUGCAGUCAUCAACCUGGCAGCAGGUUUUGUGCCUCCACAGGCUGCAGCAGUUACGAUACUUGCAACAUCAAAUGGCUAUAGCAGUUCAGCUUCGGCAACAACAGCAGCAGCAACAGCAACAGCAUUCAGGCAGCCAGUCAAAAAGUAAAAGGAAAAGAGGGACUCCUACUCCACCCAAAUCAUAAACCAUCUCAUGUUUCUAACUUUAAGAUUGCUUCUUGAACUUAAUAUUAUUUUUUGUGGUGAAGUGAAUUUUUUUUUUAAAUAUUUUUUUAAAAAUGAAACCCAGCCAUUGUAUAUAGUAUAAUCUUUUGUUUCAGCAAGAAGUCAUUUUGUUAACUUAGUUUAAAAAAACUUGUACAUAAUGAUUUGAAAGAAAAAAACAUUUAUUGUACAGUCAAACUUACAAUAGGAUUAACUAUUUUCUCUCUUUCACAUUUAUUGUGGGUGUUACACUCUUCAUCACUUCAGUGAGCAGUUUAUGGACUUCUCUGUGUCUCGUUUGUGCACGAACAAUGCAGUCCUGGAGUUUCUCACUGGAGAGACCACUCCCCCCUCCAUAUGGAAAGAAAAAGAUAAGAUAAUUGGUAACAAAAACAGGUUGAUGUUCUUAUUGAUAUAGAAAACUUCCAAAGAAUGACAGAUUUUGUAUUUUAAAUCAAUGCUGUUAACAAAAAUUGGAAUUAGGUACUGAAGUGGCAAUAGCUAAAGUGCAAGUCUUUUGAAAAAGUGGCUUGCGCAUCUUAUUUGAAGGCUAAAGCACUGAAUAUUGUAAAACCUAGACAAAUCCUUGUACAGAAUGUGAACACAAUUAUGCAGUUCAACAAAAUUAUUAAUUAAAACUUGUUUUUUAAAUCCAAA
Carcharodon carcharias (great white shark) is the source of this 3386-nucleotide messenger RNA. RefSeq names its product SPT20 homolog, SAGA complex component (gene supt20h). Gene Ontology annotation, cellular component: SAGA complex. Gene Ontology annotation, biological process: regulation of transcription by RNA polymerase II. The record is from RefSeq and is a predicted model, not a curated record. NCBI's taxonomy places the organism in Eukaryota, Metazoa, Chordata, Chondrichthyes, Lamniformes, Lamnidae. Gene Ontology annotation, molecular function: transcription coregulator activity. The transcript is spliced from 24 exons. Bases 244 to 2673 code for a protein of 809 amino acids.